Molecule: messenger RNA, 839 nt
Organism: Ilex paraguariensis (yerba mate)
Lineage: Eukaryota; Viridiplantae; Streptophyta; Magnoliopsida; Aquifoliales; Aquifoliaceae
Source: the annotation of a GenBank genome assembly
GACCCAGAUUCAGAGGUAGUAGUGUUUGCAAAAAGAACAGUAAAAGACUUAAAGCUUCCUCCGGCAUUUGUUACGCAGAUUGCUCAGUCCAUUCAAUCACAGUUGGCGGAAUUUCGAUCAUUUGAAGGACAAGAUAUGUAUACUGGCGAGAAAAUUGUCCCAAUCAAGCUCGAUCUUCGAGUGAAUCAUACUCUCAUAAAGGACCAGUUUCUGUGGGACUUGAACAACUUUGAGAGUGAUCCUGAAGAAUUUGCGAGAACCUUCUGCCAAGAUUUGGGAGUUGAAGACCCUGAAGUUGGACCUGCAAUUGCCUUUGCAAUUAGGGAACAACUUUACGAGAUUGGUGUUCAAAGUGUAGCUUCAGCAAAAGAAACCAGAAUAAACAAGAAAGGUCGCAGAGGGACUGAUCAAUUUCCACUCAGUAAGGCAAACGGAACUGCGUUGGACUUGAUGAAGUUAUUUGGCAACAGAUCAACUGUUAUUCGGAAACGAAGGGAGUGGGAUGUAUAUGAGCCCAUUGUGGAUCUUCUGUCGAAUGAGGAGGUGGAUGCACUUGAAGCAAGAGAAGAAAAGAGCGGUCGAUGAAGUGGCAUGGUGGUUAAGAUAUGCCUGCCUAGAGACAUUUUGGAGGAGUAAAACUGUCGUUUAUUUUCAUUCUUUAUGGGAAAAAUCAUAAGAUACAAUUCUGUUGUUGUCUUAAUGGUCAUCUUUGUCUCUAGAAAAGCCAGGAAUGAUGUCACAAUAUGCAUGGGUUGCCUGUUGAUCUCAUAUUGUGGUGACUACUUGUCUAUAGGAAUAAUGCCUAUGCAUUUAUGUUAUAAUUCUUUUGCUUGUCUGUU